AUCACAAUUUGAAAGUACAUUUAACGACUUGAGUUUAACGCCGCGACCGGAGUUUAACACCGCGAAGGAACACCGGUUUUGACCAAAUACUGUUCAUACGGCUCAGUUAGAUGCCAUUAAGCAACAAGACAUUACCCCGGCGACCUGGGCGCGGCGGGCUCGUCAUACAAUUUGAAGGGAGAACUGACUCGGCGCUCGAACCCUGGGCCUCGCGUCCAUGAAAUCACGAAUAUGGCUGCUGUUAUUAGCAGCAGCCAUUGUCGCAUCGGGAAAACGUACUGCCGAAAGUUUGCAGCCCGGCUUUGAUGGCGCAGCUGGUCAGAGUGCUAGCGCGAGCUUAAAGCAUGAAAGCUUAAGGCGUAUGCUACAGUCGCUCAGCGACACCGGGACCGCCAAUUCCUGCGACAGCGCGUGUCAGACCUCGCAGCGACAGGCGCUCACGCAGCUGUUUCGCGCCUGGGACGGGCCUAAUUGGCUUCGGCGUAGCAACUGGCUCGCCGAGAACGAGUCGGUUUGCAGCUGGGAGGGUGUACACUGCUGUCUCGGGACCGAGUUUGCGGCGGGCAGCGGUGUGGUGGCCCUGCCUGGCGCCGACGACGAGCCAUGCCCCGCCGGGGCGACGGGCGUGGUCGCACUCAGCCUGGCUCGAAACAACAUGACCGGAGACCUUUCAGCGGUGCCAUGGGCGGCCUUCAACAGCACACUGCAGGUUUUGGACCUGUACGCAAACGCCCUGGGCGGCAGCUCUGAGGCCUGGGCGGCGGCGGGGCUGGGCGGCGGCGGCCUGGCGGCGCUGCGCUACGUGGGGCUGGGCGGCAACCGGCUGAGCGGCGGGCUGGGGCCGUUCGCGGCGCUGCCCUCGCUGCUGGCGCUGCUGCUGCACGGCAACGCCCUCAGCGGCCCCCUGCCCGAGGAGCUGGUGCGGCACCCGGAGCUGAGGUAUUUGGACAUUGACAACAACCGGCUGAGCGGCACACUGCCGGCCGCCGUGUUCCUGGCCCAGACCAGAAGCAGCAGCAGCAACAACGGCAGCAGCAGCGGCAACGGCAGUAGCAGCAGUGGUGGCAGUAGCAGCAGGGGCGGCAGUAGCAGGGGCGUGCACACGCUGCUGCUGAGCGGCAAUCUGCUCAACGGCACGCUGCCGGAGCUGCCGCCGGGAGCCGUGCUCACAGGCGAGCUGUCCUACCUCGACCUUGCCAACAACUCCCUGAGCGGCCCGCUGCCGCGCUACCUGCCGCGCCUGGCGCUGUCCUACCUGGACGCCUCCCACAACGCCCUGUCUGGCCCCGUGGCACCGCUGCUGCGCGGCGCCUGGUCGCUCACGGUGCUCAAGCUGGACGGCAAUGUGUUGAGCGGCACGCUGCCCGACAUGGUGGCGGCAAAGCACCUGCAGUCGCUGGACCUGUCCGCCAACCGGCUCGUCGGCACAGUGCCCGAGGUGCUGGGCUCACUGCCCUACCUGUCCCGCCUCGACCUGGCAGACAACAGCGGACUGGAGGGGCGCCUGCCGCCCGGGCUAGGGAGCAGCAACGACCUGGAGACGUUCGAUGUCACGGGCACGGCCAUGCAGUCGGACGUGUCGGGUCCGGCGGGGCUGCCCGCGGCCGUGCAGCUGUCCAACAGCACGCUGGACGCGAGUGACAGCCCCGCCCAGCCCGCCUGCCCGCUGGCGCUGCUGCGCGGCCGCACCCCCGUGGGCCUGUCGCCCUACUACUGGCAGUACGUCGGCUGCCUGUGCGGCCCCGGCUACAUCGCAAACUACACACGCGGCAGUAGCAGCAACAACAGCAGCAACAACAACAGCAGUAGCAGCAGCAGUAGCGCGGGCCCGAUCGUGGGCAUGGUGUGCGUGCCGGCGCCGCCGGGCCACGGUGCGGCGGGGCCGGCGGUGCCGUGGUGGGGCAUUCUGCUGCUGGUGGCGGGCGGGUUGGUGGCGGGUGUGUUGGGGUUGCUGCUGCUGCGGCGGCUGGUGCCCAGCGUGGUGCGGUACCGGACCAUGCUUGCGAAGAAGAUGCCGCCGGGCUUCAGCCAGCGCAACCGCGGCGCAGUGGUCACAUUGGUUCUCACGGAUGUCGAGGGCAGCACAGAACUUUGGGAGUGGGACACGGACCUGAUGGCCGCCGCCAUCGACCUGCACGACCACACCCUGCGCAGCCAGAUGUCCAAGUGGUACGGAUACGAGGUCCAGACGGAGGGCGACGCCUUCCUCAUGGCCUUCCACGAGCCCGGCGACGCCGUGGGCUGGUGCGUCACCACACAGCUGGCGCUGCUCAACGCGGACUGGGACCGGGAGCUGUUCCGGCACCACAAGGCAUGCAUCGAGACACUGGAGUCCCUCACGCCCGCCUCGCAAAUCCACUCGGCAGCCAUGCCGAAAAUGGCGGCCGCAGCCGGCGCCGGCGGCGGCGCCGGCGGCGCAGGCGGCGGCGGCCGCGGCGGCGCCGGCGGCGUGCCUGGCGGCGUGGUGUUGGAAGGCCACUCGGGGUACAGCAGUGUGUUGAUCACGCCGCCGCGGCUGUCGGUGAACGGCGAAGAGGCGAUGUCAGGCGGCGGCGGCGGCGGCGGCGGCACCAGGGGCGGUGGCCCGGGCUCGGCGCUGCCUGGCGGCGGCGGCGGUGGUGGUGACGUGGUGCAGGCGGCGGCGGCGGGCGCGGGCGCGGCGGCGGGCGCGGCGGAAGGCGGCGGCGCGGAGGCCCACGGCGGCGGCGGCGGCGGCUCGGCGGAGCACAGCCGGCAGCUCAAGUUUGCGAGCGACGUCAAACACCACGACGGGACGCUGCCCUCCGCCGCCGCCGAGUUCGCGGACUGGACUCGCUACACACGGCUCAACGUGCUGUUCCGAGGGCUGAGGGUGCGGAUGGGAGUGGCCACGGGUGUGACGGACGCCAUCACCAGCCACGCCAUCACGCAGCGCAUGGAGUACGGCGGCGAGGUGUACCGCCGAGUGCAGGCCGUGGCAGACCUGCCGCACGGCGGACAGCUGCUGCUGGACGCGAGCACCUUCAACGCCAUACACAACACACUCAACGACCUGGGCAUUCGGACCGUGCAGGUGCUCACAAAGGACCCCCGGCACGGCCGGCCCGGCCGCGCCAGCGGCGGCAGCCACGGCGGCGGCGGCGGCCACGGCCUCAGCCUGGGCCUCGGCGGCGGCGGCGGCGGCAUCGGCAUCGGCAGCACAGACGUCCGCCGCCAGCCGCGCAACCGCCAAUUCGUUGACCUGGCCCGCCUUCCUGAAGCCGCCCUGGACCCACGCGUCGCCUCCAUGCUCGCUGGCGACGACGCCGCCACGGCCGCCGCCGGGCUUGGCGGCGGCGGCGGCGGCAGUGACGGCGGCGGCGGCGGCGGCGGCCGCGCUCAGCUGAGCCCGACGCCGUCAUCGACGGCGGCGGCGGGCCGCUCGCCAAAGUGGCGGGCACGGCCGCUGCCCAUGCAUGCCCUGUGGACGGCUGUGGGCGGGGGGUUGCAGCGCAUGAGCACGUUUGGCGUGCGCGGCGGCGCUGGCGGCGGCGGCGGUGCCGGCGGGUCGUCGUCUGUGGGGCCGCUGCGGCUGGGCACUGCGGGCUCCGAGUCCACCCGCGUGCCCUGGUGGCGCAGCAACACCGCCGCCGCCGCCGGCGUCAGCGGCGUCGGCGGGCCCGGCAGCGCCGCCGGCGGCCGCGGCGAAUCGCCAGUCCCCACAGCCGACGGCGCAGCCGGCGGCGGGCGCGGCGGCGGUGGCGAUUCCGCCGCUGCCCCCCUGUCGUCAAAGAGCGUGCCCCCGCUGCCCACUGCGUCCCUCACGGGCGGCACCGCUGGCGGCGGCGGCAGUAGCAUGCAGCCCGGCAAUGCGCUGCUACUGCUGCCGGCGGCGCAGCUGGCGGCGCGGCAGGCGCCAAAUGAAGGCGGCGGCGGCGGCGCCGUCAUUGCUGAGCAUGACGUGUCAAGCGACGUAGCGUCAGCGGCGGCGGGGUCGGUGGUUGUGUCAACGCCGCCGCCCCCAGUGCACACGGGCCGUGAAAGGACCAGCGGCGGUGGCGGGGCUGCUGCUGCUACUGCUGCUACUGCUGCUGCUACUGCUGCUGCUGCUGCUACUGCUACUGCUGCUGGCGGCGACUGCUCGGGCUCGGAGCACGACACUGCGCAGCCGGGCACACCGCGGGAGGCCCGCGUGGGGCACCUUCGCGAGGUCCCCGGCGGCCCGGUGUCUCAGGCGCCGCCCGCCACACGUGCCACCGCCGCGCUCAACGCAAUGGCGCGAGAGGCCAUCGCGCGGCGCGGCAGCAGCGCACCCGCCAUUGGCGUUGUGAACAUGGGCGUGUUUGAGUUGAAUGCGGGCGGCAGUGUGGAGUACGUCAACAUCACACAGGUUCUGGUUCCGGGCCUGGAGGAGCGCGCCCGCCUGGGCAAGCAGCUGGACGGCCGCCACCAGCUCACACCCGGCUACUUCAACGCGCCCGCCGCGCCCGUGGCGCCGCUGGGCGCGGCACGGCCCGGCAGCCGCCAGCGCGUGAGCUUCCCGCUGGUGACGCUGGUGUUCUGUAGCAUGGAGCGGUACUCGGACAUGGUGGCUGUGAACCGCGACCUGUCCGCCGACGUGCUGGCCGCCUACAACGACUGCGUGCGCCGCAGCCUGUUGGCCUGCAACGGCUACGAGUGCCAGGAGCAGGAGGGCAACUACAUGAUUGCGUUCGCCAAGCCCUCGGAGGCGCUGGAGUGGUGCCUCAUGUCACAAGAGUUGAUGAUGGAGGUGGCCUGGACUGCGCCCAUGCUGGCGCUGCCGCACAUGGGCGAGGAGCUACACCCGCUGACGGGCGGCGUGCUGUACCGGGGCCCCCGGGUCAAGGCGGGGCUGUACCAGGGCGUGCCCAGCCGCGUGUCGCCGCACUCCACCACCGGCCGAGCCGACUACUUCGGCCCGCUGGUGAACCGCGCGGCGCGCUACUGCCACGCGGCGGCACAGGGCGGUCAGGUGAUCGCCUCCCGCGGCCUGGUGGAGGACAUCCUGAGGGAGCUGCUGCGGGCCGGAGGAGGCGGAGGCGGCGGAGGUGGAGGCGGCGGCGGAGGCAGCGGCGGCGGCCUGAUCUGCCCCGACCGCCUGCCGCAGGAGGAACUGCCCGUGGUGCAGGUGGCCAAGCUGGACAACUCCGGAGUGGUGCCGCCGCGCUGGUGCAUGCCGCAGGACGCCGCCGCCUCCGCAGCCGGCGGCGGCGGCACGGGGCCAGGCGCCGCCGCCACCACCCACGGCGGCGCCGCCGGCGGCGGCGCCUACGGCCGCGUGUCGCAGGCCGGGCAUGCAGCAGCAGCAGCAGCGGGCGGUGGCGGUGGCGGUGUGGGUGGUGGCGGCACGCGCCGAGGGUUGCCAGGUGGCGGCGGCGGCGGCUAUGGCCGGGUGUCGGUGCUGGCGUUUGGGGACACGCACGACGGCCACGACUCCAUCGCGGGCUCGGUGGUGGUGGUGCCUGAGCGGCCGCCCAGCACCAUGCAAAACCCCAACUACCUCGGCAUCGGCGCAUACGACGGCGCCGGCGCUCUGGCGGGGGGCAGCAGCGGCGGUUAUAACCCGUACGACGCCGUGCCCAGCGGCGGCGGCGGCGGCGGCGGCGGCUCGUACUAUUCCCAGUUCGGCGGCAGUGGCGGCGCGCCGCGGCCGCGGGGCGCGCACCCCAGCUCGGCGUUCAACAGCAUCCCUGGCGGCGGCGGUGGCGGCGGCGGCGGCUCGGGCGUGCCGUCGCGGCGGCCAUUGCACAUGCCGCCGCCAUCGCAGCAACUGCCGCCGUCGCAGCAGCAGCAGCAGCAGCAGCAGCAGCCGUACGGGCGGCAUCGCGGCAGCCGCUGCACGCCGAACGCGUCGUCGGGGUGGCGGCAGAGCACCGACGGCGGCGCCGGCGACGACAGCGGGCCGCUGACGGGGCCUCUAACUGGGCCACUGACGGCACGCAGUGAGGGUGGCGGCAGCGCCGCCGCUGCCGCCGGCGGUCCGGCCUUGGCGGCGGCGGCGGCGGCGGGCCAGCAACAGCAGCAGCAGCAGCAGCAACAGCAGCAGCUGGCGGCGUAUGGUCUGUUGGUGGCAGAUGACGAGAGUACGGAGGUACCGCCGCCGGGCCCGCCGCCGGCGGCGGUGGCGGCGGCGGCGGCGGCAGCCGGUCACGCCCCCGCCUCCGGACCAGGCGCCGCCCAUGCCGGCUUGUGGCAGCAGCACCAGCAGCAGGGGCCGGGAGCCGGCAGGGGCGUGGCGGCGGCUGGCGGCGGCGGCGGACCAGAGUCCUUGCGCGCGGCGCCCACCCAGCCGUCGCGGAGCGCCGCCGCAGCUGCCGGCGGCUACGGUGACAACCACCCGGCGCUACCCAGUGGCGACCGUCGUACGAGCGAGGCGUACGACAACUACGACGAGUACGGCAGCACUACCGUCGGCGACCGCAACAGCGCCGCCGGCGGCGCCGACGACAGUUUUGGCGGUUUCGUGGCGGUUGAGGUUUCGCUGCAGGAGCUUGCGUCGUACGACAUCGCGCCCUCCGCCGUGCCGCGCCGCAUGCGGCCGGCGGUUGAGGCGGCGCUGGCGGAGGCGCGCCGCGCGGCGGCGGUGGCGCAACAGCGACACGCCAACCUGCUGGGCGCGUCGGCGUACGGCGCUAACGGCGGCGGCGGCGGCGGGCAGCCCGCGGGUGUGCUCCGCACCAGCCGCGCCACCAGCCGCCGCUCGGCCGCUCACAUGAUGCCCGGCGGCUACGGUGGCAGCGGCCACGGCGGUGGAGGCCACCGCGGCGGCAGCGGCAGCGGCCACGGCACCGCUGACUUUGGGUUUGUGGGGGCUUCUGGUGACGGCCGGCUGUCCGGCGGCAACCCGCCCGUAGGCUCCGCCGCCUGGCUGCGAGCCUACCAGGCCGCCGGCGCGUCCGGCGGCGGCGGCGGCGGCAGCACCGGCGGCGGCGGCGGUGGCGGCGGCGGCGGCUCGUACCCAUACGCGUUGGCAACGCCCUCGCCGUCGGCAUCGCUGUCGCAUCAGCGGUGGCACCAGCAGCGGCCCGGGACGGCGCCGCCGCCACCCAGCGGCGGCGGGGCGCCGCAGCUGCCGCCGCCGCCGCCUGGCGGUGCCGCCAUGUCGCAGACGGAGAUGGUGCCGUUGCGCCCUGGCGGCGCUGGGCUGGCGGGCGCUGGCCCGGCUGUGUGUGACGGUGACGAAGGAGCCGCGGCAACGACGUUUGCCAGGCUUGUUGGCAGCCGUCAAGCCAGCGCCACAGGUCGCAUGUCCUUUGACCAGCUUGACCCGCGUCUGCAGCAGCAGGUGCAGCGGGGCCCCGGCAGCGCCCGCCAGCCCACGGGUCGGUGGUCGUUGGGCCAACCACCGAGGUCGUCCCUCGAAGACGGUGGUGGCGGCAGCGGCGCCGCCGCCACUGACGGCGCCUCGGCGGCGGGCGGCCCGCGGGCUGUCCAGGCGAGCGCUGGUGGCGGCGGCAGCGGCGGCGGCGGCGGCGGGGCUGGUGGUGGCAGUAGGAGCGGCGUGCUCAGCCGCUUGGUCGCCAGGGCCCAGAGCGUGGGCCGCGGCGGGGCAGGAGCGGCGGCGGCAACGUCUGGACCCAGCGGCGGCAGCGGCGGCGGCGAGGGCGGCGGUCCGCCGGGGCCGCCGCUGGCGCCACGACUGUCAGGGCGGCGGCUGAAUGUGCCGCCAGCUGUGCAGGAGGUGACGUCAUCCGACGGGAACAUCACAGCGGCGGUGGCGGCGAUGGCUGCUGGCGGCGGCAGCGGCGGCGGCGGCAGCGGCGGCGGCGACGCGCCGCCGCUACAGCCGGCCCUGCUGGCCUUGAUGCCCAGUGGCGAUAGCAGCUCUGUGCCGUUGCAGCCGCAGUCGUCCGGUCAGUGGCGGGAGGCCGUCACGGCCGCGACGGCGGCGGCGGCGGCGGCGGCGUCUGCAGGCGGCAGCAGUAGGCGACCGGGUGGGACCAGUCGCAGCCCCAGCCCCAGCCCAUCGCCGCGCCACACGCACAACGUGCUGCAACAGCAGCAGCAGCAGCAGCAGCACCAGUACUCGCCCCACCCAGGUGCCAACCAGCUUCCGCACGCCGCCCCACGGGCCUUCCCGCACCCGCACCCGCACCCGCACCAGCCGGGCUACCUGCCCUCGCAGUCCGCCUUCGCGGCGGCCGCCGCCGGCGCCUCCGCCGCCGCCGCCGCUACCGUCGGCGGCGGCGGCGGCGGCGGCUCCAACCCAGCCGCCUACAGCCCCACACCCCACUUCGCUGGCGUUAGCGCCACGUCAUCUCAGGGGCUGCAAAGCCACGCGCCCUCCGGCCGCUGGCGCGGCGGCGGCGGCGACUCAAUGGGCCGCGCGGCGUCGCACGGCACCACCGGCACCGGCAUGGCAACCGCCGGCCACAGCGGUUACAUGGGCGUAACCGGCGGCGGUUACGGCGGUUACGGCGGCACGGCGCCUGGCGGCGCUACGGAGCUUGACUCGACGCUGACGGCGGAGCACUCGGCGGCGUUCAACGCGCUGUGGGACAUUGCGGCCGAUGACGGCGUGCUUACGUCACCCAGCCUCGCCAUUUUUGGCGGCGGCGGCGGCGGUUACGUCGGCGGCGGUUACGGCGGCGGCGGCGGCGCGGGGUUUCAGGUUGUGGACGAGGAGGGUGGCUUUGGCGGCUUUGAGGAAGAGGAGAUGCUUCAGGGCGGCGGCGGCGGCGGCGGUGACAGGGCGGGCACGCCGACGGCGGCUGGCGGCUACGACGCUGACGGCGGCGGGGAGGAGGAGGGGCCACUGCGGGGCAGCGGCCGGGCGCGCGCGCCCGCAGCCAUGAGGACCCCCAGUGCCACGGCCGCGGGAGGCGGCGGCCGGCCGGGCGCGCGGCGCGGCAGCUGGCUGAUGCUGGAGUCGGCGCCCGGCUGCCUGCCCACACUGCCCGAGACGUGUAUCCGGCGGCGUGUGGGCGCCUUCCAGUGGCUGUGGGCGGGGGAGGUGGUGGUGGAGGACCUGGGCAUGUUCAGGUUCAAGGGCGUUGCCGGCAACCACGCCAUCGUGUGCGUGUCCACCGCCCGCACCUGGGAGCGCAAGCUGGGCAGCCGCGUCAAGAAGUCCAAGGGCGAGCGCGUGGAGCCCGGCCGCGGGCUGCUGUACCGCCUGAGGCUGGAGGCCGCACGGCCGUCGCAGCCCCAGCUCCCAGACAAACCAGACGGCGACGCCGCGGCGGCUGCAGGCGGCGGUGCCACCACAAGCAACGGCGACGGCGCCGCCGCCGCCGCGGCCGCCGCCGUCGCCACAUCAUCGCAGCAGCCGUCGCCUCCGCUGCUGCCGCCGGGGAGCAAGCAGCCCUCACCACAGCAACCGCCGCCAUCACAGAUGCCGCCAUCGCGGUCCGGGCUGCCACUGGCGCCGGCGCCAGCUGGCGCCGUGCUGCUCCCGGCGGCGGCCGCCGCCACCGCCGUCGCCGCCGUGGACGCGGCGGCGGCACUAGAUCCCGCCGCCGCCUACAUCUCUGACAGCCUGCCAGUGGUGCACUUCUGGGGCCCGGCGGGACAGACGUUGUCGGCGCCGUCACUGUCGACGGCGGCGCAGGCCACAAACGCCGCCGAGGGCAUGGGCAGUGGCGCCGGCGGCGGCACCGGUGGUGGCGCCGCGAGCAGUGGCGCCGGCGGCAAUGGCAUACGCGGUUGAGGGUCAGGGGCUGGCCGUGCGGAGGAGGCGGGCGCGCCGGUGGCGGGAGCAGGCCAGGGGGCUGGUGGCGACGGCGGCUCCAGGCCGGGGAGUGCCCGGGCAGGACUGCCGCCGUCGUUGCAGCUGCCCGUGUCCCCGCGCGGCGCGGCAGGCGCGGCCGGGGCCCGAGGCGCCUCGCCGCUAGGAGCGGGCCUGCUGCCACUGCCGCCGCAGCAGCAGCAGCGUCCGGAGCAGCAGCAGCAGCAGCAGCAGCGCCCGGGCCAGGAGCUGGAGCGGGAGAGUGGGCUGUAGCACCAGCAGCAGCAGCAGCAGCAGCAGCAGGUGAUGGGCGCGGCGCCCAGUGGCUAUCGGGGCCUGGGGCGACACGGCGGUGUGUUGCGGUGGCAGUUGCACAGCAACAACGCACAAGGGCCUGGUAUGGAAAUGGUGGUGGUGCGUGGUGGCCGAUGGCCACGUGGCAGCCGACGUGAGCGGCCGGGAACCGAACACAACCGUACAGACCGGAGAGAAGGAGCUGAAGCAUGUGGUCGAGUCUGAUUUUUUGUUUGCUUUAUGGUUAGCUCUUAUCAUAGCGUAGUACUAAUGCAUGGAGGGAUGCGUCAUUGGGGGCAUUGAAUGUGUGGAGAUUUGGUUUUGGGGGAAUAAGGGAGGUUGGGCGCAAGCCCAGCCUCAGUGCGUGUGGGGGGGGGGGGGGGCGAUCGUGUGUGCCUGGACAGUUCAAAGUGACCUGCCCAUCAGCGGGCGGCACCGGACAACGAUCAGGCUGGACGGCUAGCGUGUAUCAAGUCUGUGGGUGGGAUGUCGGUGUACGGCAUGCGAGGGCAGUCAACGCACGCAACCAAACAGACAAACGAAGGGGGGUUACCGGCCGCGCGCGCGUGUUCACGCUGCGAGCAUUCGAUGAGGCAUCUUUCGUUGACUUUGACUUUCGCGAAUUGUGAAUUUGUCACAUCUGCGGGCUAACCUGCGGGCUUGGACGUGGGCGCUUUCUUCGGCCCCUGCUCGUUGAAGUGCUGUGGGCUCAGUCCACGUUUCCUACAAGGGAACGUAGGCUUUGCUUCGUUCUUCAAGGCAUUUGGUCUACAUCAUCACCCCAAAUCGCACACUUUGCAUUUGCUCUGCACAUGUCGACGUCGUGUGCCCUAUCGAGCGAUGCAUUGGGAACCUUGGCUCUGUUAGGUGAAGGACAUGUGGCAGCACUGUCCCGCCUGCACGACGACUCCUCCCAUCCUUGGAUGAAUGCUUGUAUGCAGCUGCAUGAAAGGUGUAGGCUGGUGUAGGCGCCGGCGUUGCCGUACCGCUUGCCUGUCAAGGUGGUGCGGGGGCUGUGCAGAUUUGCAUCCACGGGUACGACAAGGCCCUGUUGACGCGGGUACCGCGUGCGCUUGCGUGUUGCUUUGGCAACGGGCUCAGGCACGCAGCGCCGGCCUCAGUAGAGCAUUCUGGCCUGUUCUGGCGUGCGGUGGGGUAGGUAUUUUGCGCCGUGCUUCUUGCUUGCAAUCGAUGCAGCUGGGCCGGAUAUGGCAGGAUGAGAGAUAGCGCCCGUUCGUCCGGCGCCCUCCGCUGCAGAUAGGGAGGCGAUCGGCAAACAGCCAAAAGCGGCACGACGCACGGAAGGGAAAGACGUGGGAUAGGCGCUGAUGAGCAAUGCCUAAGCAGCUGCUGGGGGGAGCGGGCCUGAGGUCUGCUGAAGGAGCUGAGGGUUUGCUUGGCCGAGAGCAGUGUGGGCCGUGCGCUUGCGCGCGACGGGUAGGUGUGGUGGCCUGGUGGGUCCUCCUCCUGGUACUACUGCUGCUGCUGCUCCCAGUGCGGCUAUUGGCAAGUGCCAGACAGGGCGUCACAGAGUUGCAUCGCGUGCUAUAAACGGUGUGUGCGCACAGGGGGCGCGGCACGUGGGCGAAGACGCCCCAAUGCGCAUGUUGUUUUAUGGGAUGUUGGGACCAGGGGAUGCGGGGGCCUUGUAACAGCUGAGUCUU
Chlamydomonas reinhardtii is the source of this 11604-nucleotide messenger RNA. RefSeq lists its product as uncharacterized. Gene Ontology annotation, molecular function: protein binding. The record is from RefSeq and is a predicted model, not a curated record. The coding region runs from base 362 to 9628 and encodes 3088 amino acids. Lineage: Eukaryota; Viridiplantae; Chlorophyta; Chlorophyceae; Chlamydomonadales; Chlamydomonadaceae. Gene Ontology annotation, biological process: cyclic nucleotide biosynthetic process; intracellular signal transduction. The transcript has 31 exons.